AACGGCGCGGAUGGCGGCGGAUCCCGUCGCCCCUCGCCCGCCGCACGGCCCGCGCUCCUCCCCGGGGUCCUUGGAGGCACGCGGCGCGCGGGCUGCCCUCGGCGCGCCUGAUGCAGCGCCGCGGCUUGCGAGGCCCCCUCGGACCGCGCGUCAGGCCCCGCCCCGCCUCGGCGCCCAGGCCCGGCCGGAUCUCCGCCGCUGCCCUCACCGCCGGCGAGAUGUGCGCCUCGGCGCUGUCGCUGGAGCAGCUGCGCGGCCUGACCGAGCUGCCGGAGCUGGAGGCGGCCUACGGGCGACUGUGCCGCGAGGAGGGCGAGACGCGGGCGGAGUUGGAGCAGCUGCUGGAGCAGCGCGGCGCCCUGGAGGGGAAGGUGGCGGCGCUGCACCGGAUGGGCCCCAACCUGCAGCUGAUCGAGGGGGACGCGCAGCAGCUGGGGGGCACCAUCGCCUUCACCUGCCGCCUGGCCGAGAACGUCAGCAGCAAGGUCCGCCAGCUGGACCUGGCCAAGAACCGCCUCUACCAGGCCAUCCAGAGAUCAGAUGAUAUUUUGGACCUGAAGUUCUGCACCGAUGGUGUCCAGGCGGCCCUGAAGAGUGAAGACUACGAGCAGGCGGCAGCUCACGUCCACCGCUACCUCUCUUUGGACAAGUCGGUCAUUGAGCUGAGCAGGCAGGGCCAGGAGGGCACCAUAACUGAUGCCAACUUGAAGCUCCUGCAAGAAGCAGAACAGCAGCUGAAGACAAUUGUUACUGAAAAAUUUGAUGUUGCCAUGAAGCAGGAAGACCUGCUCCAAGUGGAACGCUUCUUCAAGAUCUUCCCCCUGCUGGGCCUGCAUGAUGAGGGGCUGAGUAACUUCUCCAGAUACCUUUGCAAGCAGGUUGCUAACAAAGCAGAAGAGAAUUUACAAUUAGCGUUACAGACUGACCCAACAGACCGGCGAUAUGCAGUCCUGUUUGCAGACACGCUGACGCUCCUUUUCGAAGGGAUUGCACGUAUUGUGGAGACCCACCAGCCCAUCGUGGAGACGUACUAUGGACCUGGCAGGCUUUAUGCUUUGAUCAAGCAUCUGCAGGCGGAAUGUGACCAGCAGGUGGAGAAGGUGGUGGAGAAGUUCAUCCAGCAGAGAGACUAUCGUAGGCAGUUCCAGCACGUUCAGAGCAGCGUGAUGAGGAGCGUGGCGGGAGAAAAGAUCGAACCAAGGGAGCUUGACCCUAUUUUAACCGAGGUCACCAUGAUGAAUGCCCGCAGCGAACUCUACCUGAGAUUCAUCAGGAGACGCAUCACCUCUGACUUUGAGGUGGGAGAUUCUAUGGCCUCCGAGGAGGUGAAGCAAGAGCAUCAGAAGUGCCUGGACAAACUGCUCCACAAUUGCUUUCUGAGCUGUGCCAUGCAAGAGUUGAUUGGUUACUAUAUCACCAUGGAAGAGUACUUUAUGAGAGAGACUGUGAAUAAGGCUGUGGCCAUGGACACCUGUGAGAAGGGUCAGCUAACCUCAAGCAUGGUGGAUGAUGUUUUCUACAUCGUGAAGAAAUGCAUCGGGAGGGCUCUUUCCAGCUCCAGCAUCGACUGUCUCUGUGCCAUGAUCAACCAUUCCAUCACUGAGCUUGAGUCAGAGUUCAGGGAGAUCCUGGGCCACAAGCUGCGGGUGGGCUUCCCAGCCACCCCUUUCCAGGAUUUCCAGAGGGGAGUGACCAGUGCCGUGAGCCUCAUGCAGAGCAGCCUGCAGCAGGGGAAGUUCGACUCUAAAGGCAUCGAGAGCACUGAUGAGGCUAAGCAGUCCUUCCUGGUGACUUUAAACAACGUGGAGGCCUGCAGCGAGAACAUAAUGACACUGAAGAAGACCCUGGAGAGUGACUGUUCGGAGCUCCUCAGCCAGGGCUUUGGAGGAGAGCAGGCUCAGCUCAAGCUGGAGAGCUGCCUUUCGGACAUGGAUGCUGUCUCCAGCAAGUUUCGUGACCUGCUACAGGAAGGCCUGAAUGAACUCACCAACUCAGCAGUCAAACCGCAUGUGAAGCCCUGCAUUAAUCUCUUCCUGUCUGUAUCCCACAACAUUGAGGAGGAAGAGUUUAAUGACUAUGAAGCCAACGACCCCUGGGUGCAGCAGUUCAUUCUUAACCUGGAGCAGCAGAUGGUGGAGUUCAAGGCAGGACUCUCCCCUGUGAUCUACGAUAGCCUCACCAGCCUGAUGACCAGUUUAGUAGCUCUGGAGCUGGAGAAGGUUGUUCUCAAGUCCACCUUCAGUCGGCUUGGCGGGCUGCAGUUUGACAAAGAACUGAGGUCCCUGAUAGCCUACCUGACUACAGUCACCACCUGGACCAUCCGUGACAAGUUUGCCCGGCUCUCCCAGAUGGCGACCAUUCUCAACCUGGAGAGGGUAACGGAGAUCCUGGAUUACUGGGGACCCAAUUCGGGCCCUCUGACGUGGUGCCUGACACCAGCAGAGGUCCGCCAAGUGCUGGCCCUCCGGAUGGAUUUUCGUAAUGAAGACAUCAAACGGCUGCGCCUGUAGCCAUCCGAGAGGAGCUUCCUUUUUUAAAAAUGUGUCGCCUCUUCCUGCCAGGACUGGCUGCUAAAGCAGAUAGAAGCUCAGCCACUCGCCGUCUUGCUAGGGAAAAUGGGACGCUGUUUUGUUGAAAAGUGAAAGUAGGAAACCUCAGCUAGGUUUGGGCCUCUUAACUUACCUGGUUUGUGCAAGCUGCCCAGCAUCCUGGGCUUGGGAGGUGCUGUCAAUUCAUGGCAGCCCCCCCCCCCGAAAAAAGGUUCCCGGGACCAUGAUUAAAGGACCCCUUCCUCUUGGGGCUUGGCUCUCCGCUGUGGUUGGUAAGGAGUUUGGCCUGAGCUUUGGCCAGAGCCACCUCCUGGUACCUUUCACUGGUGCUGAGACCAACGGGGAGAUGGCCAAAUUAGCUGACAGACCCAAAGGAAUUUAAAAUAAACCUCUUCAUACCAUAA
Messenger RNA from Ahaetulla prasina, 2953 nucleotides. It is a transcript of the gene COG4, whose product is annotated as component of oligomeric golgi complex 4. Bases 111 to 2510 code for a protein of 799 amino acids. The record is from RefSeq and is a predicted model, not a curated record. NCBI's taxonomy places the organism in Eukaryota, Metazoa, Chordata, Lepidosauria, Squamata, Colubridae. The transcript is spliced from 19 exons.